Messenger RNA from Colletotrichum destructivum, 4190 nucleotides. RefSeq names its product Putative mediator complex, subunit Med16, WD40-repeat-containing domain superfamily. Lineage: Eukaryota; Fungi; Ascomycota; Sordariomycetes; Glomerellales; Glomerellaceae. The transcript is spliced from 8 exons. Gene Ontology annotation, molecular function: protein binding. Gene Ontology annotation, cellular component: mediator complex. The coding region runs from base 329 to 3250 and encodes 973 amino acids. The record is from RefSeq and is a predicted model, not a curated record. Gene Ontology annotation, biological process: positive regulation of DNA-templated transcription.
GUGCAUCUUUCUGAGCUCCAGCCACACUUCCCAUCAACUCCCACCUGUUUCCCCCCAAUCAUCCAUCAAGGCUCACCAAAGGCCACCACAUCAGAACGACGGCAUCUUGUAGUCUCAGUAUAUUGCAUGAAGUGGCUCGUCUGGCGCCCAUCGUAUGAUAACACAGUCUUCCUUCGACCUGCUCCGAAGAUGAGCUUCUGCCGGCUGUCAGAGUUGUUAUUGUUGUUGUCUUAAACCAGCUCUUCAGCCUUACCCAUCCGUCAACUUUGGCGGACGGAUACUUGUGGAUGCGCGCACGCGUAGACUUGAAGUCUCCGAUUCGACGCACAUGACUGAAGCCAAAAUGCCGCUCAUGCUCGAGAAUGGCAUGAACGGCUCCAUGCAGGUCGAUCAGCUUGACGUCGAUGACCUUUUCGGCGACGGCGUCGGUCUAUCUCUUCAUACGGCUCGGCCUCCCACCAAGCAUUUGCGCCAGAGGAUAGACGAUCUGCGGACUCGCGGUUGUUGCCAGGGUAUAGCAUGGUCGAGAUCCGGCGCAAUCGCAUCGAUUUCUCCCGACGGAAAGACAUUGGAAGCCAGGUUUUUACGCUCGCAUCCCGACGAUGGCAACUGGGGUCUCAGCGAGCCCACAAAGGUCGACCUCAUCGCCAUCAACGCCACUAGCCCCAUAGUUCACCUGGCCUGGGCCUCGACAACAAGCCCAGAACUAGCCGUCAUCGAUGCGACCGGUCGAGUUGCCAUCCUAACCUACUCCAUCACACUGAAUCGCCCCUUCGCAACGCGAAAGUGGGAUCAUGAUCCGAGUGAUGAUCUUCACGCCAUUGUCGGCAGCUACUGGCUUCCCCUUGCACCCCAGUCUAAGCAGUAUUAUGUGAGCCAUGGGCCUGCUGUGAGGGAUGGUAACCAGUACCGCUAUGAGAGCUCCUUCGUACAUGCCUACGGUCCCUGGCAUCCAAACCCAUCCAAGAGCGCUCUGCUGUGUGUGACCACAAACGGCCAUCUCAAGAUGUUCUGGGCUCAAAAUAAUAAUAAGAUUGAGGAAACCACGCUUGAGCUUGAAAGCGUUAACUCCUCCGAUGAUUUGGUCACGCACGCAGCACUACACAGUGAUAAGAGUAGUCUGUGGGUUGCUCUAGCGACUACCUCCAAGCAGUUGCGUGUUGUGCGAGUUGGCAUUCAUUGGGGCUUGCCGCAGUCCCAAUCCGACAACAAACCGCCCCCUGGCAGCCAAGUCCUGAACCCGACCAUGCAAGAGAAACAUGUUGCGAUUUCUAGCUGGUUGCCCAGUGGCUCAUCCGCCACCCCAAUCGACUCCGCCGCCAACCAACUGACACACUUGGAGAUCUUGCCGUCAACCCUAGACCACACGGGCCAAGGCUGGGCUCCCCUUAUCAUCCUCGCAGUCCGUACUUACUUACCAACACCCAAUACCCCUUACCAGGAAACGCAAAGCAUUAUCGACAAGUGGGAGGUCCACAACGACCAGUCCCAGAGCCUUCACCCAGCGUUCGAGCAGCUGGGAAGUCGCAGGAACAGUACAGGAGCGGCUCCAGCUCCCAUAUCCCGACUCAAGAAGUAUGACCCCGUGGUCAUCAAUAAGGCCAUUGUUGGUGUACACACUAUCCAGUAUGGCAGAGUCAUAUGUCUAGCCUUUAGCGAUGGUUCGGUAGAAUAUCGCGACAGGUUCACCUUACAGGAGAUUUACAACGAGAUGAAUCUCGAUAGGGUCAUGACGCUGAACCAGGUGGGCUUUACUUUCCAGGAUGAAUCGCCAUGCUUGCAAAUGGCAUUCUCCCCGACAAACUGUUCCAUCAUUAAGAUACAAGACGAUGGCAAAGUCAAAUGGAGCAAGAUGCACUAUCCCCUGGGUGAUAUCGGAAACUCCAGCCAAGACGCACCAUAUGCCGCCACGCUGGCGGCAUUAACGGUAGCUGCCUCGACAGCAACUUUCAACAACAUAAACUACGAUGAUAUCCUGGCUGUUGCUCGUUCAUAUGCAGAUAAAAAGCGCUUCACGUCCGACUGGAUCAACGAAAUCGUGCGCAUGCUCAAGACCCCCGUCGACUACUCAGAGGAUACCCACCACGAUAGUCUUGUUAGGAACAGCUCUCUUCAGAUGUGCUUGAGCAUCCUCAACCACCUUGGGUACAAAGGCAUGUUUCAGCCUCGGUCGUUUGGCGGCAAGUUCGCUAUGCUGGCGCUCAACGCACGCAACGUCGUCAUUCUCAUCACGAUCGCGAGUAAUACUCCGGCUACGAUUCGAGAGAAGCUUAGUCCGCUUGACGAGCACGAGGUUGUUGACGCACUUGCUGGCUGCGCAAAGUGGUCCCUCGAUCUUCUCUCGUGGCUUACCGACUCCCUUUUCGCCCUUCUUGACGACCAGCAGUUCCUUGCUCUCCUCACACCGCAGCGCUUCUCCGAGAUCAGCACCUACGUACAGUCCCGCUCCGACGUCUCUCUCCACUUGCUUCUGUGCUCUUCGACACGCGGUUUUCUCUCUGCCGUAUGCCGCCGCAUUCUGCACCUCGAGAUUCUCUCGAACCGCGCUAUCGAGUUCUACGAACGCCGGGCCGCCAUGCAGAAGGCCACCGAUCCAUCCUCGCAAAAUAAGGCUCUGCAUGUAGUUCUAUACAAGGCUUACCAGAAGAUGCAGCGCGUCACCUCCAGCAGUCUCAUCAAGGUACAAGAGUUUGACCGUCUCCUCACGGUCCUCAAUAACGACAUUCGCUCCGCCUACCAGAGCUCUUUCGCGUCCCUGGCGAGUAAGAACCCCCUGGGCGCCGGCGGGCAGAAGGCUCUGGACGCGCAAAUUAAGAACGCCCAAACCCGAUGCGAGCUCAGCAUGCUCCUCGCGGCAUCGCCGCCGCCAGCUUUCCUCCCCGUUCUCCUAAAGUUCUUCAACACCGACCUUAAGACAUAUCGCGCGCAGGCCGACCCGUCCAAGCUCUUCUUUGCUGACUUCACCCUCCUCGAAAUCGACGACGAUCGCCGAGCUCUCGCGGCGCGCAAGGCAAAAGGCCGGUUUAUCGACGUAUUCAAACGUGUCGAGCUGGCUACACCAUCGGCCGACAGCACGAAGGAGGGCGACGAUGCCAAGCUGGCGCAGUGGAGACGAUGCGUUCGGUGCUCAGCGGUCAUGGAGGACGUCUUUGGCUCUCGACCAGGUUUUACGUUUGUACUGGCUCAGCAGAGGAAGUGUUCCUGUGGUGGCCACUGGGGGCUCUUGCCCAAGGAUGUUCUCAUGAUUUGAAACUCUUGAGGGAUUUUGUAGCGGCUCAAAGGGGGUCGGGCAAAAGGCUGCAUGAAAGCCUCAAUAGUGUUUUGAGAUUGGUGUGUAUUCUAUUCAGCCAUUGUGCAAAGCGUAUGGACAGGGUAGCAUGAGAUGGCCCGCCGCUCGCAAUGUGAACUUGGCUCACCGAUCUUUGACAAUUUCCCAUGUCAGUAUUACAAUAUCUUGCAGUUUCCAAGGGAGAGUGAUAAGGUCAAAUCGGCGACGGCACGGCAUAAUGGGCCGAAGGAGUCUGCUCGAAAACGACUCGGUCUUGACUGCAAAGUAGGUAGACUCUAAUACUCUCGGGUUAUAUCCAGAAGCCAUAUUUGAGCUAGGCUGUUACAUGUACGCCAGGUCACAUAGCUUUUCCCAGUGGUUACGCAGAGGAAGUGGUGUACAACUGCUCGGACCGCGUCCUAAGCAUACCGAGGAGAGUCGGAUGGAUGCCUAGCUCGAGACUCGAAUAGCUUUUUAUUCUUGAAUGAUGAAAAGAGUUUGUGCAGAAACUUCGCCAUAUUGGACCUUGGUAAGAUGCCCUCCAUCCUGUUUUUCAUUCGAACGAAGACGGGUGAGCCCGCGACAAAGCGGCCAAAUGAUUGAGAAGGCAGGGAAGACAAGGUCGAGUGAGGUUUUUCCGUGGCAGUGGUGCGUCAAGGCACCAUCCAGCACACCGCUGAGCCAAGGAUUCCUAUCUGCCGGUUCGUGUCGUCUCAUGUACCUCGGAUAGUCUAGUCGACGCCAACAUCGGACAAUCGCCCAUGAUAGGCAGUAAUAGGAUGAGUGGGACUCUUGUAAGGGUAGACUUCCACGGCUAUCAAUCUCGAAGACGCCAGGGACACAAGCUCAUUCUUUGGAAUUGAAGGCAGCCGCGAAUCUAAAUCAGCCUUUUCGGGGCCACAGGCCACUUGACUGACUGACU